CUUGCGAGAGCCUCAGUGUGUCGACUAGUGUUGUACGCAGAGCUUUCUUUUGUAGCCUCCUGGACUGCCAGCGUUAAUGAUUUUUAAACCUACUAUUGUCCAUCAUUAAUAUAUCUGCACAUAGCGCACAAAGGUAGUAUGGUGAAGGUCAAACGUUUACUGGUCCCCCUGAAAGUGGGGAUGGCCUUUCUGUGUCUCAUGGCCCUUGCAGUCCUGAAGGAAAAGGUCACCUCCUCAUCACAUUCCCAAGUCUUGGACGUUGAAGAUCACGUUACUGAAAGAGAUGAUCUAGCUGCACUCCGUUUGGAAGAUGAUUCGACUCUUCCGUUUUCUCUACUCAAGACUGGGAACUCUGUCACUCUCCCCCCGCUCAGUGGUUGGGAUUCAGCUACGUUCUCCAAGCCUCAGGAUCUUGCUAUGGUGUCCCGGUUCGAGUCUCAUGAUCCUGCCCAAUCGCCCCAGUUUGAGUCUCAUUACCCUGCUAAAUCGACCCAGUUCGAACCUCAGGACACUACUAAAUCGACCCAGUUCGAGUUCCCCCGGUCUGAAGUCCAGGCCUCUGUCCCAUCCUGGCAACCCUACGGAGGACUGGCGCCAAGGGGGAACCCAGCGAUGACUCCAGGACGACGAGAGUUGAUCCUGAGGCCUGUGUACCCGCGCAUCGUCAUCUACAACCGCGUUCCGAAAUGUGCGUCAGCGACUAUGUUGCGAAUCUGCGGAAGCUUAUCGCAAAAGAAUGGAUUUACCUUCAACAAUAUGAAGGUGACGGGCAGUAGCCACAAGGAAAGGGCACAACAGAAGAAGCUUGCCAAUUGGAUCUUUAAUAGGCCUCUUCACGGACGCCACUUCUUCUUUAAGCACAUCACAUACCUCAACUUUUCGAGGUUAGGCUACUGGGAGCCUCGUUGGAUCAACAUAGUACGCCAUCCAGUUAAAAGACUGAUCAGCCAUUACUAUUUCAAGAAGCCGCUGCAAACCUUGGAUGUCUGCAUCAACACCGGAGUCUGCAAGUUUGAAAGGGGAAAAGAGAGGAUAAUUUCACAGAUAUGUUACUUCUGUGGGUAUAACACUCAGUGUAGGUCGAAACUUACUUCGCAAACGUUCCAAAUGGCUAAGCAAGUGGUUGAGAAAGUCUUCGUGGUUGUGGGACUCCAAGAGGACCUUCACAACACGCUUCUUGUCUUGGAACACCUGAUACCCAAUUUCUUCUCAGGCGCUUCGACAUUGAAUUACGAGAAUUGGAACAUUCAGACCUCGAAGCCAUCGACCUCCAACAGGACAUUGGCCGUACUGGAACGCAAGCUUAAAGUGGACCUUGAUUUUUACCAUUAUCUUCAACAGCGAUUCUACAAACAGCUGGAAGAAGUCAAGAAACAUACAGAGGUUUUAAGAUAAGAAUAAUAAUUGAUGUUAUCAUGUAUUGGCAUGUUUUUUUAAUGUAAUUCUGUAAUGGUUCAUAAACGUUCACAGAUGGAAAUGAAGGACCAUAA
Molecule: messenger RNA, 1490 nt
Organism: Penaeus indicus
Lineage: Eukaryota; Metazoa; Arthropoda; Malacostraca; Decapoda; Penaeidae
Product: uronyl 2-sulfotransferase-like
Exons: 7
Coding region: 139-1395 (418 amino acids)
Cellular component (GO): membrane
Molecular function (GO): sulfotransferase activity
Source: RefSeq, a predicted model, not a curated record